GUCGUCAUUCCGUGUAACCAUAGAAUUACACUUUUGUAUACAGUCUGUGGUUUCACAUACAAGCUCUGGUUUUGCAAAAUAUCCGAAGCUUUGUCAAUUAUUUGUGUGUCUUAUUAGUCUAAUGUAAUGCUCUUGGGCCGGACGCUGCUGUAAGUGUAGAAGAUGUUUAACCACAACCUCCUGCUCCAGCAGCUCCAACACCAGCUUCAGCACCAGCAGCAACACCAGCAACACCAUCUUCAACAACAGCAGCAGCACCAGCAACACCAGCUUCAACAACAGCAGCAGCAUCAACAGCAGCUUCAGCAGCACCACCAGCAGCAACAGCACCAGCAACACCACCAGCAACAACAACUUCAGCAGCACCAGCAGCAGCUUCAGCAACACCACCAGCAGCAGCUGCGGCAGGUCGUACAGCACCAGCACAUCCCAUCGGGGCGCGCUCUGACACCACAGCCGCCUGCUCCACAGGCCCCGACCUCGUGCUACCCACGGCAACACCCGCAUGGGCACCAGGGCCCGCGGUUGGUGCCCGCUGCUGCUGUUGCCCAUGGCGCUCCUGCCCCUCACCUGCGUACACCUGGCGCUCCUACCCCUCACCUGCGUCCACCUGGCGCUCCUGCCCCCACCUCGCUGAUGCCCCCCACACUCAUGGCUGGAGCCAUGCUUAUGCAACGCAUGCAGAGUUUCUCGGUACCUGGAGGGCCGCGGUUCAGCCAGUUCUUCAUGGCUGGGGUCAGAUCUUCCAUCCUGCGGCCGCCACACCAUGCAGCACCACCAGUAGCGCCAGUGAGGGGUGUCCGGGCCUCCUUUACCCCCAGCAGCUACCCCAACUCCCAGACCAACAGCACCAGCAACUACCCCCACUCCCAGACCAACAGCACUAACAGCUACCCCCACUCCCGGACCAAUAGCACCAACCAGGAUUCUGCCAAGCGAUUGGCCGAAAGCAAGAGGGAGGGCACUGAGAUGACUGGGCAGGGCACUGGGGCCCAGGGCAGCGCCUCGAUCACGGAGGGCAAAGCUGGCACCCCAGGACAGUCCGAGGCUGCAGAAAAGAGUGGUCAAACUGGCUGUCCACAGGAGGAGCGACCACACAUUAAGCCUAAUGGAAGUGGUGAGUCAGGUGGAAGUCCUCCUCUGGAACCUUCCCAUCAGAACGCAGUGAGCAGAACCUGCUCUGAGAACCCCAGAGACUCACUGGAGAAUGAUGCCAUGAGUCCUCCAAGCCUACAGGCAGAGAAGUGUGCAGAGGAGACCAGAGCAGCAGAGGUCCUGGGUGUGGGCUCCUCUCUGAAGGUUACCAUCCAGCAGACCAAUGAGAGUCGAGCAUUCAGCACAGGCCUGGAGGAACCAGCCAAUCACAGCCAGGACAGUGAUCAAAACUCCGCCUCCAGUCGCUUCCUCUGCUACAUAUGUAACACAACAUGCUGCAACCAGCAGGAGUUUCAGAGUCACAUGAACAGUCUGCAGCAUCAGCGUCGUCUGAUGGAGAUUCAGCACAUGAGCAGCACCUGCCUGGCCCAGCUACUGCCCAGCCUCACUGACCACAGAGAGAAGAGGCCGUCUCUACAGCGCUGGUGUACCACCUGCCAGUGCCACUUCUCUGGCGACCUGGUCGAGCACCGCCGGACCAAAGAACACAAGAUGUGCAAGCAUUCUUCCAGGCCCUUCUGCACCAUGUGCACGAGGCACUUCAGGACGCCACGCAAGUUUGUGGAGCACAUGAAGUCCCGAGAGCACAAGCAGAGGGUGGAGGAGCUGCAGGAGGAGCGGGGGCCAGAGCUGCUGGACGAGCUGAUCACGGUGGACGCCGUCGGCUGCUUCGAGGGUGAGGACAACUACGAGGAAGAGUCGAGCGAGGAAGAGGAGGAGGGGGUGGCCACCGAACAGUCGGCUCACCGGUCAGUGGCGCUGGAGGACAUGAGAGACGAGGAGGAGUACGACCCAGACACUCAGUACGGUUCUAGUUUCGUGGUGCCGGUCGCUGGGUUCCUGUGCCGGCUCUGCCACAAGUUCUAUCACUUCGAGUCCACAGCUCUGCAGUCACACUGCCGUUCCCUCACACACUUUCAGAACCUGCAGAAGUACAGAAGGAGGAGGAGGCGCUCUCAGCUCCCCCAGGAGGAGCGCCAGGAAGAGGAGGAGGAGGAGGAGGAGGAGGAGCACCAGGAGGAGGAGGAGGAGGUGGAGGCCCCAGGGUUACACUGCAGCAGGGCUCCCCCCACACACACACAGAAACACAGCGCACUAGCAGCGGCCUCUAGAGGAAAGGCGUCUCGCCACAAACACCCGGCGAAGAGGUCCAGAACUCAGACCGAUACUGGACCAGAACCACACGCCGCUGGCGCUGACCAGACCGGCUGGGUGGACGCAGCGAAGCGGAGCUGCGUCCAGUUGCACGGAGACGACCUGUCGCAGGACAGCGGGCUGCAGGGGUCGGAGAUGGACAUCAGGGGGGAGGGAGGAGGGGUACACCCCAGGCCCUGUGACCCCCCCGACCGGGCCGAGGUUCUGUGUGACCUGGAGCUAGAGUUGGGCAGAGCUGACCGGGAGGAGGCCAUGGAUGGACUAUCAGAGACUGGUCUCCAGCAGCAGGACCAGCAGCAGCAGCCAAGUUCCUCCGCCAGCGGUCAGAGACACUCAGUGUCCAGGAGGAAAUCCACACGGGCCAGUAAGCGGCCGUGAGAGAGGCGAUGGACCAACGGUCAUCUGCUGCUGCCCUGCACCCACUGAGACACUUUCUGUCACCUGACCACGCACACCAACGUCCAAAAUGUUAACUGACCAUUUUACUGAGCGACGCCAGCACUGAAUGGUCAUCUCCGUGGUGACGGUGAGAUGGUUCGCUGGUGGAGCGCAGAGCAGUGGAACCCAACGUGGAUGUCAUGGCGCCGCCUACGUGCAGAGGCCUUCAGUCCGUAGUGGCCUACGCGUCUGCGCGCAGAGGUCAUUAGUCGUCCAUAGUGGCCUACGCGUCUAUGUGCAGAGGUCAUUAGUCGUCCGUAGUGGCCCGCCUGCCUCUCUGCUGUGAGAUGUGUGAGAAGGCAAAUUUCUCCUUGGGGAGACUAAUAAAGUUUGUAAUAAAGUUAAUAAACUUUGACGUUGAGAUAAAUAUUUA
Messenger RNA from Alosa sapidissima (American shad), 3121 nucleotides. RefSeq names its product cdkn1a interacting zinc finger protein 1b (gene ciz1b). Bases 163 to 2688 code for a protein of 841 amino acids. The transcript has 16 exons. Gene Ontology annotation, molecular function: zinc ion binding; nucleic acid binding. The record is from RefSeq and is a predicted model, not a curated record. Lineage: Eukaryota; Metazoa; Chordata; Actinopteri; Clupeiformes; Clupeidae. Gene Ontology annotation, cellular component: nucleus.